This is a messenger RNA of Canis lupus familiaris (dog), 3211 nucleotides long. RefSeq names its product failed axon connections homolog, metaxin like GST domain containing (gene FAXC). The record is from RefSeq and is a predicted model, not a curated record. NCBI's taxonomy places the organism in Eukaryota, Metazoa, Chordata, Mammalia, Carnivora, Canidae. Gene Ontology annotation, cellular component: cytoplasm. The transcript is spliced from 6 exons. The coding region runs from base 48 to 1277 and encodes 409 amino acids.
GCGGGCGGCGCGGGCCUGGGAGGGGCGCCCGCAGCCAGCCGCGCAGCAUGCACUGGGGGGUUGGCUUUGCCUCGUCCAGGCCGUGCGUGGUGGACCUGAGCUGGAACCAGAGCGUCUCCUUCUUCGGCUGGUGGGCCGGGUCCGAGGAACCUUUCUCCUUUUAUGGGGACAUCAUCGCUUUCCCUUUGCAGGAUUACGGUGGGAUCAUGGCAGGGCUGGGCUCCGAUCCCUGGUGGAAGAAAACACUUUACUUGACCGGGGGAGCUUUGCUGGCCGCAGCUGCGUAUCUGCUCCACGAACUCCUGGUCAUUAGGAAACAGCAAGAGAUUGACUCCAAAGAUGCUAUUAUUUUGCAUCAGUUUGCAAGACCUAACAAUGGUGUCCCCAGUUUGUCUCCUUUCUGUUUGAAAAUGGAAACUUACUUAAGGAUGGCCGACUUACCCUAUCAGAAUUAUUUUGGUGGAAAACUUUCUGCUCAAGGGAAAAUGCCUUGGAUUGAAUAUAAUCAUGAAAAAGUUUCUGGCACAGAAUUCAUAAUUGACUUUCUGGAAGAGAAACUUGGAGUGAAUUUAAACAAAAACCUUGGCCCUCAUGAAAGAGCCAUCUCCAGAGCAGUGACCAAGAUGGUGGAGGAGCACUUCUACUGGACGUUAGCUUAUUGCCAGUGGGUGGACAAUCUCAAUGAGACCCGGAAGAUGCUCUCUCUUAGUGGUGGCGGUCCCUUCAGUAACCUGCUGAGGUGGGUCGUGUGCCACAUAACGAAAGGAAUUGUGAAACGCGAGAUGCACGGCCACGGCAUUGGCCGCUUCUCAGAGGAAGAGAUUUACAUGCUGAUGGAGAAGGACAUGCGGUCCUUGGCAGGGCUUUUGGGUGAUAAGAAGUACAUCAUGGGGCCCAAGCUUUCUACUCUUGAUGCCACUGUCUUCGGACACUUGGCACAGGCAAUGUGGACCUUACCUGGGACAAGACCUGAGCGGCUGAUCAAAGGUGAGCUGAUCAACCUUGCCAUGUACUGUGAGAGGAUAAGGAGGAAAUUCUGGCCCGAGUGGCACCACGAUGAUGACAACACCAUCUAUGAGUCUGAGGAGAGCAGCGAGGGCAGCAAAACCCACACGCCCCUGCUGGAUUUCAGCUUUUACUCAAGGACAGAGACCUUUGAAGAUGAGGGAGCAGAGAACAGUUUUUCCAGAACCCCAGAUACAGAUUUCACUGGACACUCGCUCUUUGAUUCUGACGUGGACAUGGAUGACUACACAGACCACGAACAGUGCAAGUGAUGUUCAGCCUCGCUGACCCUCUUCUGCUAGAGCUGCCACUCCCUGGGGUUGGCCCGACGUCCUGGGUAGAAAUCCAUCUCAGCUGGGAGGAGAUCUUCGUGCUCGGCACACUUCUCACAAGCUAACUGGACUAUAGCAGCCUUAUUUCUUUUUGUACAAAACAAAAACACAGAACCAUUCAGAUGGCUCCAUUUAAAACAAACAGGCAAAAAAAAAAAAAAAAAAAAAAAGAGUCAGCAUGGUUCCUGAAAUCCAUUUUUGUUUUCAUUAGAAAACUAACAUUCUGUGGUAGAGCAGGUGCCAGAGCAGGUUGUCUAUGGAUCGUGUUUACGUAGAUCCUCUUCAACCGGAGGGCUCAGCUGUGAGAUGGAGUCUUGAACAUCCUGUAUCCACCUGGGUUCAGAGUCAAUGAGACAAGUCACCAGGAGAAAUGUAGGAGACAGAUGUUCUAUGGUGGCUGCUUGUAUUUUAUUUGUGUAUAUUGUAUGUUGAGAUAAUUCAAAUAAAAUCCAUAGAUAUUCAGUGAACACCUACUACGUGCAAAGCACUGUGUUAGGUGCUAAUCAGUAUAAGUUUUCUUUGUCCUGCCAGUGACUAGCUGUGUGAUUUCGGGCAAGUCCCUUAAUUCUUGUGUGCCUCAUUUCCCCCACCUGUAAGGUGGGGAUACCAAUACUCUCCACCUACCUACCUCACAGGGGUGUUGUGAGGAUUCACGUGGUAACAUUCGGCGCUUUAAACCUCUUGGAAGGGGUGUGACAUAAACGCAACAUUUUCUUCUUGAUUGUGCUUCCGACGUAUGAAGAUUCGAGGGCAGAGGAAUUCCAUAUCCAGCCAACAGCAGCCACAGUCGACUCGCAAAAGCCGAGCAGACGAAACAUGCAAAGGCACAGCUAGGACUCUGUCAUCGUUCUUCCCUGUGAUCUUGCUUGAAUCGAAAUCUUUUGUUGAAAGAGCCUUGAAAAAUAUUUUUACAGAUCAUCAACAGCUACACACAGUCUUCAAUUCUGUGGACCUGCAGAAGUCUUUCUUUUGUUGCCUGAACGCACACUGGAAUGUCGUCCUUUGUUGACUCCCGAGUGUUAAGUUGCCUGUGUUCGGUUUAUUUGAAGGGAAUAAAGCUCAGGAAUAUGAUAGGUUUCUUAGGGGUGAAGGGGAAGGUAUUUGACUGAUUUUUCUAAGCAGUCGCUUACCAACAUGUAAUGUCUUUUUGAAAACAAACCUUGCAAGAAGUAUUGAAAAGAUGAAGUAUGAAGAGGAUCCUGUUACUGAUAUCAAAGCACUUUGUGCAGUGUAGACUCUAUGCAGUUUUACUAAUGCAACCUUUCUGGUGUUCUCAGCCAUUGCCCCGUGAGAGGAAGGCAAUGCUGAGGACAAAUCUUAAUAUUUCUUAAGGAUUUCCCAUAGUCUCCCUGUGCUCCCUCUCCUUCCCCGUAGAGCACAUGGAUCCUUGGGGUUACUCUAUUUACCAAGGCAUCUCUGAAGACAUUAUUUUUGUUGACUUAAAACAUUUUCCAGUGAAAUAUGGGGUGAAGAUGCUGGGGUGAUGGCCGUGGAUUUGGGCUAGGAGGGUCGGUGUUAAGAUUUACUACUGCAAACAGAACUGCUUUGCUUCCGAUCACAAUGGACUCACUGGGUAAUGGUUAUUCAUUGUAGGGCCAAAGACGCACUGCUUAAAAGACAGCAACUUGUGCUGAGAAGUUCACAUACUUUGCUUGAAAAAGACUCUCUUUGAAUAUGGCUUUUGCAAAAACAACCCUAAAAUGCGGUGGAUUCACAAAGAGGUAAAGGGGGAGAGUUGCUGAGGCCGCUUACCAUUGAAGCAACUGUGUGGGAUAUAUGUAACUGGGAAGAAAUGUGGAGAUGCCCUGAGUUAGAAAUUCUUGUUGCACAGGAAACCCAAUUGGUAGUAUCUUAUUAAAACCUUUCAUCUUCCA